Molecule: messenger RNA, 456 nt
Organism: Saccharomycopsis crataegensis
Lineage: Eukaryota; Fungi; Ascomycota; Saccharomycetes; Ascoideales; Saccharomycopsidaceae
Gene: HCH1
Product: Hch1p
Exons: 1
Coding region: 1-456 (151 amino acids)
Biological process (GO): protein folding; positive regulation of ATP-dependent activity
Cellular component (GO): cytosol
Molecular function (GO): ATPase activator activity; protein-folding chaperone binding
Source: RefSeq, a predicted model, not a curated record
AUGGUUGUUAAUAAUCCAAACAAUUGGCACUGGGUCGAUAAAAACGUGUUGCCAUGGUCGAAAACCUACAUCACCGAGAAACUCACCGCCAUCACCACAACCUCCUCGGACUUUAGUGUCGUGAUCCCUACCGUGACUUCUGUCACUGGGGACUCUGACCUCAGUCAAAGAAAGGGUAAAGCGAUAGUGAUCUACGAUAUGAAGAUUGUAUUUGACGUCGAAGCUACCAAGGACCAACAAGAAGAUGCAGGGUUCAAGUCUUCGAUAGAAAUCCCGGAAUUCAUACACGAUAUGGACGAAGAUGAUUAUCAGUUUGAUAUCAAGAAUAAGGACUUAUCGAUCGAGCAGAAAACAAUUUUGAGAAAGCAAGUUUUCCCUAAGGUCGUUGAACUAUUGAUGAAAUAUCAGGAUGAUGUUAUUGGGAUACAUGGAAAAGAUUUGCAGCAUCAAAGUUGA